Molecule: messenger RNA, 657 nt
Organism: Theileria annulata
Lineage: Eukaryota; Apicomplexa; Aconoidasida; Piroplasmida; Theileriidae
Exons: 2
Coding region: 1-657 (218 amino acids)
Biological process (GO): vesicle fusion
Cellular component (GO): late endosome membrane; endoplasmic reticulum membrane; Golgi apparatus
Molecular function (GO): SNARE binding; SNAP receptor activity
Source: RefSeq, a predicted model, not a curated record
AUGAGUAUUUAUCAGAGCGAAGAGGAGUUAGAUAGACUAUUGGUCCAGCUAAAAGGACUUUUGAUAAAGUAUGAGAGCCACAGCUCAAGCGCCCAGAGUGACAAAUACGCCGAAGGUAUUUUAAUUUAUGAGAGGGCGAAGUGCGCUGAAACUGCGUACAUAAAGGAGAUUGAAAAGCUCCAGCAGCAGUCCAAGGAAUCGCAUAAUCUCCGUUUACAGGACAAACAGAAGAUUUUGAACGAGCUGAAGUUAAAGCUUGAUCAUUUGAAGAGUCUGGUUGAGUCGAAUCAGGAGAAGUUAUCUGACAAGCACCUUGAUUCGAGCUUGCCUUACAGUAAUAAGCUAAUCGUUUGGGGCAACGAAAUCCAAGAUAAAACUCAGGAUAGUAUAAACAGGAUACGUGAUUUAACGAUAGAUAGUGAGAAGAUUGGAGCUGACGUGACAACUGAUUUGGAACAGCAGAACGAGAGUUUGAAUAGAAUCCGAGUUACGAUUCACGGCGUUGACGAGAACUUGGCGACUGCUAAAAGCACAGUCAAGUCGAUAGCAACGGCAAUUCUUAAGGACAAAUGUACCAUUAUUCUCGUGGUCACAAUUAUAUUAUUGAUUGUAUCAAUUUCACUUUGUAUUUACUUUUUCAGGGACAUUAAGACCUAA